AUGGCUCUCCCUUACAACUAUUGGACAGGCGAAGGUCCUAUCGAACCGCAAACGCCUUACAUGGUAUAUCCAAGGUCUCAUUCACCGUAUCCUCAGUAUGCUCAAUACGGUCUCCCAUACCCACGGUCCCACUCCCCUUAUCCACAUUACUCUUUUUCUCCUCCGCCUCCGCCUCCUCCCCCUCCACCACCGAUGCCUUUAUGGGGUGUCCCGGCUAUCCCGGCCAGCUCAAAGUGA
This is a messenger RNA of Kwoniella shivajii, 237 nucleotides long. RefSeq lists its product as uncharacterized. Bases 1 to 237 code for a protein of 78 amino acids. NCBI's taxonomy places the organism in Eukaryota, Fungi, Basidiomycota, Tremellomycetes, Tremellales, Cryptococcaceae. The transcript has a single exon. The record is from RefSeq and is a predicted model, not a curated record.